UGUUUCAAUCCUCCGAAUCGAACGAGCAAAUAUUUACUCUGGACUUAUAUGUGCAAGGGGCGUCUCUGUUUGGCGGACUACUAAUACACCCUUCUCUUUAUUUUCCUACAAAUUGUUCAUGGUGUUGUCCUUCACCGGGUGCCGUGGAUGUAGAAAAACUUAGCACAAAGUUCAUCUUCCCCGGCUGCGGUGGGUGUAGAAAAUCUUCGCGCAAAAUUCACCAGGCUGCGAUGUAAAGAAACUUUCAUUUUGAGUUCUUUUCUCUUCACAUUUUCAUUCCUUUUGUGAAUUGCAGUGCACUGCAUGCUUUUUUCGGAAGAAGAGCUACAAUACAAGGAGCGGUGGAGUUACAGUGGCACUUCUUAGAUUGAAAGGCUUCCAACAACUUACAAUGUGGACUGCAGAACAAAGAAAAUCUACACGUUACCUUAAGUGACCAGAUGGUUCACUCAGAAUACAUAAUACACAAGGACUUGAGGUUAUUAAGUUUGACGGAGUCCAGCAUUUUAGUGAGUUGAACAUCAUGAGUGCAGAACCCUUUAAGCGGUUGGUUAAGCUUGUGGCAAGGGCCUUUUAUGAUGAUAAUCCUACAAGAGCAGAGAACCAACCAAAAUCUGGAAGAAGUGAUAACAGGGGAAUGGCAGUUGUGGUCCUUGAUGCUUUAACAAGGCGGCAAUGGGUUAAAGAGGAUGAUUUGGCUAAGGAUCUAAAGCUACAUUCAAAACAACUUAGACGUACUUUACGAUUUUUUGAAGAAGAGAGACUAAUUACCAGGGAUCAUCGUCGUGAGACUGCAAAGGGAGCAAAAGUUUUUAAUGCUGCUGUAGCGGCUACAGCAGAUAGUCAACAAAAUGGAAAAGAAGGUGAAGAGAAGAUAAAGCUUCAUACCCACUCUUACUGUUGUCUGGAUUAUGCACAGAUAUAUGAUGUUGUAAGGUACAGAAUACACCGGAUGAAGAAAAGAUUGAAAGAUGAGCUAGAGGACAGGAAUACACUUCAGGAAUAUGUCUGUCCUAAUUGUCAUCGAAGGUAUUCAGCCUUGGACGCACUUCAACUGAUUAGUAUGAGUUCAGAUGGUUUUCACUGUGAAAACUGCAAUUCUGAACUUAUUGCCGAGAGUGACAAGUUGGCUGCAGAAGAAAAGGGAGAUGGAGAAGACAAUGGGAGGCGUCGAAGGCGUGAGAAGUUGAGAGAACUACUGGAAAAAAUGGAGGAACAACUGAAGCCACUGAUGGAACAGAUAGCAAGAGUGAAAGAUUUGACUGUGCCUGAGUAUGGCAGUCUCCUUCAGUGGGAGGCUAGAGCAAUUGCUGCUGGGCGUUCUGUUAGUGGGGACCAUAAUGCAAAUGAAUCAUCAAAAUCUUCUCAAGGGCAAGGAUAUGGUGGAACUCCAAUGCCCUACCUUGGUGAGACAAAGGUUGAGGUAGCUCUUUCUGGAAUGGAUGUCAAAGCAGAGGAUUCUAAGGAUGAUGUAUCUGUUAAAGUCCUUCCUCCUUGGAUGAUCAAACAGGGAAUGAAUAUUACUGAUGAACAGCGUGGUGAUGUGAAACAUGAGUUAAAGUCGGACAGCGGUUUGUCUUUUGCAGGUCCUACUUUAGACAGGAAGCCUGGAGAUGACAAAGGAGCUGUUGAUCAGAAUAUACAGGAAGAGUACAUUAAGGCAUAUUAUGCUGCAAUCUUUAAGCAGCAGCAGCAUGCAGAAGUAAUGGCUGCUGCUACAACAGAAGCAGCUCCCUCUGAGCGUCAGGUUGGAAUGAAAACCAAACGUGAAGAGGAAGAUGAUGAAGUAGUUGAAUGGGAAGAUGCUCCAAUAGCAGGUGCCAGUCAUGAAGGAGGUGAAAUUGGAAAUGCUAAAGACAGUUUGGAUGAAAUCAGUUCCCAAGGUCGUGUAUUUACCGAGGAUAAUGUACCUGUGGAAGAAGAAGAAGAAGAUGACAUCGAUUGGGAAGAAGGUUGAGGAUUUAGAUGUGAUGCUUGAUGUUGAAUGCCAUUUUGAUUGGCAGAUAUUCUUUCUACACCAGUAUUAAAGAAUUCUAUAUUUGUUCCAUUUUCAUGAUACAGAUUGAUUUUUGCCAGUAAAAUAUAUCAAAUUAUGUUUGUAAGUCUGCAUGUACAGUGACAAGUUUUCUUAUCGUUUGGAAAGAUAAAAGUGAGACAACUGUUUUAGGCCAAAAGUAAUUUGUUCACAAAGCGAUAAUUCUUAGGGUUUGAGAUUACAGAGGAUAUAAUUAGUUUUGAAGAUGUGUAAAAUCAUUAAACUGAUCAUAUUUGGCAAAGAUCUCUUGUAUAUGAUGACUGUUCUUCGCAUGGGAAAACAUUAAAUGGAUAUUCAUCUUAUUGUGUCUAUGA
Messenger RNA from Cryptomeria japonica (Japanese cedar), 2349 nucleotides. RefSeq lists its product as uncharacterized. Lineage: Eukaryota; Viridiplantae; Streptophyta; Pinopsida; Cupressales; Cupressaceae. Gene Ontology annotation, biological process: transcription open complex formation at RNA polymerase II promoter; transcription initiation at RNA polymerase II promoter. The transcript is spliced from 13 exons. The record is from RefSeq and is a predicted model, not a curated record. The coding region runs from base 524 to 1957 and encodes 477 amino acids. Gene Ontology annotation, cellular component: transcription factor TFIIE complex.